CCAUCUCUGUUCCUCUCACAACAGUUCCUGUUGUACAUAACCUUGCGUUGUACCUGUAUGAAAUGGCAGCCACUAGCAUUUCUGUAGAACAGGAGCAGUUUAGUUGUCCAGUAUGUCUAGAUGUGCUACAGGACCCAGUGACAAUCCCCUGCGGACACAGUUAUUGUAUGGACUGUAUUGAGGGCUACUGGAACAAGGACAAGCAGAAAGGGAUAUUCUGCUGCCCUCAGUGUAGGCAGACUUUCAGUCCUAGACCAACACUGAGCAGGAGUACAGUCCUAGCAGAGGUGGUGGAGAAGUUUCAAGGGUCCGGAUUACGUGGAACGCCUCUACAGCCAAGUGCCAAGACUGAGGAUGUUGUGAAAUGCGAUAUUUGCUCUAGUAAAAAGAGCAAAGCCGUGAAAUCUUGUCUCGUUUGCUUGGAAUCUUAUUGUGACGCUCACUUGAUGGCACACGAGGUACAAUUUUGUGGGAAAACACACAAACUGAUCCAAACUUUGGGCUCACUGAAAGAGAAGCUGUGUCCACAUCAUAACAAACUGCUCAGAGUCUAUUGUCGAACUGACCAGCAGUGUGUCUGCACUGUUUGUACAAAGGAGAGCCACAAGGACCAUGACACCGUCUCAGUCGUAGCAGAGAGGAAAACUCAACAGAAACAGCUAGAUGAGGCUUCCUUAAAAUCCAUACAUAAAUGUAAGGAGAUUGAAAAGAAGCUUAAGCAAAUUAUCAGAUACAUCAAGCAUGCCACCGAGACAGGCAUGGAGGAGAGCGAGAGGGUCUUCUCCAAGCUGAUCCGCUCCGUCGAGAGAAGGCGCUCUGAGGUGAGAGAGGAGAUGCGGGCCCAGGAGAAGGCUGCUGUCGGCCAGGCAGAAACCCAACUGGAGAAGCUGGACAGGGAGCUCGCUAAACUGAGGAAGAGUGACUCGGAGCUAGAGCAGCUUUCACACACCGAGGACCACAUUUAUUUCCUCCAGAGGUGCAGGUCCCUCGAUCAGCCUCCCCAGUCUGUGGAUCUGCCCUGCAUUAACGUCCAUCCAUGCUUUGUGGACAAAAUCCUGAGAGGAGCCCUUGUUGACUUGCACGAUCGAUUACAGGAAGUGUGUGAGAAGGAAAUCGACAGGAUCUCUGAUAAGAUAAAGGAAGAAAGCCCACAUCAGGAAUCAAAUCCACAAUCCACUACAACUCUUCAGAGAGGUAUGUCUGGGGGAAAUGGAAGAACAUUUAACACGGUAGUAUUAAACCAAGCAAUUUACAGCAUAAUCACCCAAAAUCUGUCUCUGACAGCAAACAACAGUACCACAGCCAACACGGAGCCAAAAACCAGGUCAGAAUUCCUACAAUAUUGCAGUGACAUGGUGCUGGACGUCAACACAGCAAACCCCUACCUGCGCGUGUCUGACGGGAGGAAGGGGGCGACCACACUGUCAGAGUCCCAGCUGUACCCGGACAACCCGGAGCGCUUCACCAGCUGGGCCCAGGUGCUGUGUCGAGGGCCCCUGACCGGACGCAGGUACUGGGAGGUGGAGUGGGAGGGCUCCAGGGGGGUCUCCGUAGGAGCGUGCUACAAAGGGAUGACCAGGACAGGGGGAGGGAGCGACAGCAAGCUGGGACACAAUUCCAAGUCCUGGAGCCUGGACUGCUCCAAUCUCGGUUGCUCUUUCCAACACAACAAGGACAGUACAGCUGUAGGUGUCCCGUGCUCCAACAGGAUAGGAGUGUUUCUGGACCACGGGUCUGGAACGCUGUCUUUCUACAGCGUCUCUGAUAAGAUGACUCUGCUUCAUAGGACCAAGACCACGUUCACUCAGCCUCUCUACCCCGGCUUCUGGAUGGGACUGGGGUCCACCUUGAAACUAGGCUCUCCUCACAAACGUGUUGUUUGGUCAUGAAACUAAUGAUUUAACGGUGUACUUUGUAGAUACAAUUUUAUGGAUUUUAAUGUACUUUUUCUAUGUACAGGGUUCCUGCAGGUUUCAGUAAGUCAAAUUUAAGACAUUGGGUUAGGGCCUAAACCACAACGACCUGGGUUCAAAUUCAGCACAGCGUAGUGCCAAACACAUCCGUGGGCCCAGAUCCCUGUAACCACAGCGCACUCCCCGACUGUCCAGAUCCCCUCUCCCAACCGUCCCACCAGGAAAGGCUCAACCAAGAGUCUAAAAAUAAAUGUACCUUUUAUCAGUUUUAUUUAUAAGUCGAAGAGCAAAACAUUUAGCUGUAAGAAUAUCCUUCAGCCAGAUUUGAACACCAGAUCCCCCACAUAGUAGCCCACAUCCUUAACCCGAGCUAUCAGGGAUCAUAACAAUCUCCACUCAACAUUUAAAUUUGACAUUGAAAUAUCUAGAUGUAACAACCUGCAGAGUUGGGGUGUCAUAAAACCAGAAGAAAGCAGGGCUCCCUGUUAACUCACUGGGUUAGUGUGCGUGCUCUUUCAUACAUGCUGAGGCAGUACCGCAACAGACUGGGUUCAAAUCCAAAUUUUAAAUGUUUAUUUGAACUUAAGUUACAUUGUGGUCAUGUGAGAUGUUGGAAUUCACCUUCAGUUUAAUAAUGUACAUCUUUGCCCUCUAAAUUAAUGAAGGAAGAGACAUGUUUGUACUUAAAGCUCAACAUUUUAUUGAUAACCGAACAAGCCGAGAGCAACAGUAACAUUUCUGAUGAGAGACUUAGAUCUUGUUAAAGGCAGCAAUGUCAACACUCUGGACCUGAAACCAAACAAAAACCGGACAUCAGUAUCCAUCUUUCACUUAUGGAUUAUUUCAAGUGCUGUGUAUGUUAGGAGUUGUAUGUAUAAGCAUGCAUGUUAGAGCAUAUGCAAUAUUAAUUGACCAAGUAGGUUUGUGUCAUUUGUCAUAUUAAAACAAUUGUUGUUGAUGAAGUGUGAAUUCAGGCAUCAGUCUCUGACCUGGGAACGACAUAGGUGGAUGUCCUGGGAGCUGUGUACUUACAUAGUCUUCAAACUGGGUGAUCUCCUCCUCCAGCAUGUCUGUGCCCACCUUGUCGUCCUCCACCACGCAGGAGAUCUGCAGCUUCUUGAUGCCGUAGCCCACGGGCACCAGCUUGGACUGGCCCCACAGCAGGCCGUCCAUCUGAACCGUGC
Messenger RNA from Osmerus eperlanus (European smelt), 3097 nucleotides. Its product is annotated as tripartite motif-containing protein 16-like. NCBI's taxonomy places the organism in Eukaryota, Metazoa, Chordata, Actinopteri, Osmeriformes, Osmeridae. The transcript has 6 exons. The coding region runs from base 63 to 1889 and encodes 608 amino acids. The record is from RefSeq and is a predicted model, not a curated record. Gene Ontology annotation, molecular function: zinc ion binding; protein binding.